AUGGCAGAGCUAGCGCUCGCAGUCAUUCCGCUCGGCCUCAAGAUAUGUUCUGGGCUUGUGAGCUAUCUGGGCGGGCUCAAAGAACACGAUGAUGUCAUGGCUCGACUCAAACGCCUCGCGGAAUCUCUCGAGGGCAGUUUCCGCUUACUUGACGGUUUUCUAAAGAGCGGUCAGCUGAAUACUUCGACCUCGCAGGCUGUGGUUCAGAUUCUACGUUAUUUGGGCAAUUGCAAGGACGGCUUGAACGACCUCCAGGCUUUUGGGGACAAGAUCUCGGCAACUACCACGCCUGACCCCAAGCUCGGAGACAAAGUCAAAGGCAGUUACCGCAAAAUAGUCUAUCCACUGCGGCAAGCUCAGAUUGCACAGUUGGAAAAUACAAUGGAAAGUCUUUGCACACCUCUCAGCCUGGCCGUUCAGAGCUUGCAGCUAGAGUUACAGGCCGCGACUUCUAAUACACUGACCUUGAACACUACCAGACUUCAACAAAUAUCAGAUGGUGUCUCGGUCCUUACAUCUGAUGUAUCUAGUCUUCGUGACCCAAUCUCGAGUAUCGAGAUGAAACUUCCAUUCCUUCAAGCUUCCGUCGAGGACAUUGCUCCCCAGAUCAACUUGAUGAUCCAAGCACAGUUCAAGUCACAAAUGGAAGAGAUCAGACACUCAUUCCAACAAGCCGAGUCUUCUUCAUUUCGACGGAACGCUCAGACAAAUGAAAUAUUGCCACAACUGCAAAUCGAUCGUCGAAACCCUGUCCCAGCCGUUUACAAGCUUGCUGCGAAGCCAAGUGCGCUCUCUACUAUUUCUUCUUCAGUUCUGGCCUGCUCUUGUCGCGUGAGGAGGCUACGCACUAGGAAGACACUUCGGGUUGGGCCACUAUAUUUUAUUGAUGAGACGAUGACCGACUUUGCUCACUACAAUGACUGUGAAUUCAGUUUUGUAGACCCUAAAUACUCACGAAAUCGUACAGUCAGAUUCUCCAGUAUUGUUCGACUGAUAAACAAAGCUGUUGAGAUUACGUUGCGUACGACUGGAGGAGCAGGUGGCUUUAGCAUCAGCCCGUCUUUCACUUACUUCGCAGAAGUCGAUGAAAAUAGAUCCCCAGCUUUUAGGGUUUUGGGCUUACUGAGGCGUAACAGGAUGGAAACCAAGUGGGCUGUGACAAACUGCCCAGAAUUCUUCUUCAAGUCGAUCAUAUCCAAACUGCAAGCUAUAUUCAGUUCAGGAACUGCCAGACCUACUGAUCUCAGCUCACAUGGUUCCUCGUUGCUUCAUUUCUUGUGUUUUAUUAUGAAAUAUGUCGACCGAAUGCACCUGGAUUGGGACCAGAAGCAACUCGUGUAUACCAUGGCCAAGCCAUUAUUCGAGUUCCUUAUCAGAGCAGGAACGCCAUUGUCAGCUGUUAAUUCUGCGGGAUGGAUGGCGUGGCAUAUAGUGGCCGACUAUUCGGUGCUCCCGGUAACCAUAAUCACUGACUUACAUGUCGAGGAUAUUGAAGUAGCUUCAGUAGCAAGGAGUGAAAUCUUUCCCGUUGGUCCCAAGCAGCAAGACUCUAUGAAGAAUUAUGAUUGGAAUCAGAAGUUUUUUGAAAGUUUAUUCGGACCACUAACGCUCGCCAUUCUACGCACAGACAUAGACGAGGCGAAGCAACUGAUCAACAACCGCCCGGAAUGCCUGGACGAAAUUAGUUUCUAUAAACAGACUCCUCUGCACUUCGCAAUAGAGAAUCCAGAAAUUCUAGAACCUUUGGUCCAAAAAGCCAGUCCAGAACAAUUAGUCCGGUCAAGCAUAGUAUUUGCUGAGAAGAUAACCCCUCUCGGUAGAGCAAUCCAGCUCAGUGCAGACAUUUGCUAUGACCAGAAAGAAAAGGACGGAACUUUCUGCCCUUGCACCAAAGCAGUCGAAAUUAUUCUAGCUGCAGGUUGUCCAAUUAUACCCUACCGUGACUUUACGAGAUCUAUGAUACCAUGGCAGAAUUCCUUUUGUGAUUUAUUCAGCUACGCUUCGAAACACUGCAAGCAUCUACUUGCUAAGCAGUUACAAUCCUAUCGGCGGGAACUGGAGCAGAUAGCUCAAAAGAAGCUACCGAGAUGGGUACACGGGGUUCGCAACUCUCUGGUAUCCGAGACAAGCGCGAAAGCCAUCGAGUGGGAUCGAAUACUCCGCGAGAGAGGCCUGCUAGGCUUUGGUCGUCUGUCGACAGUAUUACCUAACGACUUGAAAAGAAUGCCAACAGGGAAACACCAUUCGAGACCCAUAUACCUGGACAUUAAUAACCCCGAAGAUGCGUGUAUCUUCUGGGAUCUAGGAUUCUCCGACAUUGAUGAUCAUUGGGCAGACUGGGCGUCGACACAUUGGGCUAGCCCUGGUAUUGGCCGGAGCUUUCCACGCUUUUUGCGAACAGUUAGACCAGCUUAUGCAAUGUGGUUAUAUGAACAUUGCCCAAACCUAUGGAGUUUAGUUUGUGAGCACCGGAAACCUGAGUCACCUAUCUUUGUUCUGGCGGAAGUCAUUCUCAGAGAUUACGACAUGGAUAGACUUGGAUACGACGAGAUGGUACAGUUUCUCAUUGAUUCUCCUAUAGCCAUUGAAGACACAGACGAUUGUGUCUGUCCAUGCUCGCCCCAAGGAUGUACACCUUUUACUCAUGGAAUCAAAUGCUUAUAUACCAGGUAUAUACGGAGCAGGCCGCAAUCAUUUACCCGCAAAUAUGGACAGGUCCUUAGUCUGAGCCAACAUGUAACUGUUUUAAGGCAGGCCACCUUUCAGAAGCUUGGUAUAGAACACACAUGUAUCGAAAAACCAGACCACUCAGAAGGCGGGUCUUCAGAAAGCGAUUUUGAUACUCCAGCAAAGGAUUCAGAGAAGGAAAUGCACCUUAACGAAUUGGUCAUGGAAUAUCAGGCGUUUUUGCUCUGUGACGCUCACGAUUCGCUUGACGAAGCUGGAGAGGACUGCCAAGAUUAUAAUGUUGAAAUGGGUACCAAAAGGCAUCGGCGAGCUAUGGAAUUCUGGGAUUCUAUCUGGCCAUUAAGAGUAAAAGAAAUCGAGCAAGAGUUGGCAUCCUCGUGGAAUCCAGAUCAAGAGGUCUUGAAGGACCUUGGGGUCUCUCUUUGGUUGGAAGAUGAAGGAGAAACAGAGCAAUGUUCAGAAUCAUCAGAGGAGGAUUAUGAGAACAUGUUUCAUAAGAUGAUGGAUGAGCUGGAAAUGAUCGAAUAG
This is a messenger RNA of Fusarium fujikuroi IMI 58289, 3216 nucleotides long. RefSeq lists its product as uncharacterized. Lineage: Eukaryota; Fungi; Ascomycota; Sordariomycetes; Hypocreales; Nectriaceae. The transcript is spliced from 5 exons. The coding region runs from base 1 to 3216 and encodes 1071 amino acids. The record is from RefSeq and is a predicted model, not a curated record.